CUCUCUAAAGCCCCUCUGCAUGGGGCAGCUGCAGAGUCAGCCCUAGGAGAGCCCAGAGCUGAGGGUGCAGUGCUGCCUGCUUGAGCUCCCGGCCACGCCUCUGAACCCCACUUCCCUGUGUCCUGUCCCUGGAGGGAGCCAGAUCGGCCAAGGCCACUGACCCGCCGGAGCCAUGGUGCACGGGCACAAAGGGGUCAAGUUCCAAAACUGGGCAAAGACCUAUGGCUGCUGCCCAGAGAUGUACUAUCAGCCCACGUCAGUGGAGGAGAUCAGAGAGGUGCUGACCCUCGCCAGGCAGCAGAACAAGCGGGUGAAGGUGGUAGGCGGUGGCCACUCUCCCUCAGACAUCGCCUGUACCGAUGGCUUCAUGAUCCACAUGGGCAAGAUGAACCACGUCCUCCAGGUGGACAAGGAGAAGAAGCAGGUGACCGUGGAGGCUGGUGUCCUCCUGGCCGACCUGCACCCAGUGCUGGAAAAGCACGGCCUGGCGCUUUCCAACCUGGGAGCUGUGUCGGACGUGACUGCAGCUGGUGUCAUUGGGUCAGGAACACACAACACGGGGAUCCGGCACGGCAUCCUGGCCACUCAGGUGGCGGCGCUGACCCUGCUGACGGCUGACGGCACCAUCCUUGAGUGCUCCGAGUCCAGCAAUGCCGAGUUGUUCCAGGCCGCGCGGGUGCACCUGGGCUGCCUGGGCGUGAUCCUCACCAUCACCCUGCAGUGCGUGCCCCAGUUCCACUUGCAGGAAACCUCCUUCCCCUCCACCCUGAGAGAGGUUCUCGACAACCUGGACAGCCACCUGAAAAAAUCCGAAUACUUCCGCUUCCUCUGGUUCCCACACAGCGAGAACGUCAGUGUCAUCUACCAGGACCAUACCAACAAGCCUCCCUCCUCCUCUGCCAACUGGUUUUGGGAUUAUGCCAUUGGAUUCUAUUUACUGGAGUUCCUGCUCUGGGUCAGUCAGAGAUGUGGUGACAACAGAACCCUGAAGAACUGGCUGGUGUUCGUAUCGGUCUGCAUGUGGCUAAGAAACGUUGCCACUUCAUGUCUAAUCCAGGUAUCGAAGGGGAUCAGCCCUCUUCAGAGGAGGGCAACGAGUUAUCAGCGUGUACCUAUAUCUGAGCACCCAAAACUCCGGAAGUUUGGGACAGUGGAAGAAGCACAGGCUAUGGACUCUGAUCCUGGCCCCCUCAUUUACCUGCUGUGUGACUUCAGCACCUUCCUGCCGGGCCUCGUGGGCUGGAUCAACCGCUUCUUCUUCUGGCUCCUGUUCAACCGGAAGAAGGAGAACAGCAACCUCAGCCACAAGAUCUUCACCUACGAGUGCCGCUUCAAGCAGCACGUCCAGGACUGGGCCAUCCCCAGAGAGAAGACCAAGGAGGCCCUGCUAGAGCUGAAGGCCAUGCUGGAGGCCCACCCCAAGGUGGUGGCCCACUACCCCGUGGAGGUGCGCUUUGCCCGGGGGGACGGCAUCCUGCUGAGCCCCUGUUUCCGGAGAGACAGCUGCUACGUGAACAUCAUCAUGUACAGGCCCUAUGGCAAGGACGUGCCCCGCCUGGACUACUGGCUUGCCUAUGAGACCAUCAUGAAGAAGGUUGGGGGGAGGCCCCACUGGGCCAAGGCCCACAACUGCACCCGGAAGGACUUUGAGAAAAUGUAUCCUGCCUUUCCAAAGUUCUGUGCCAUCCGAGAACAGCUGGACCCCACUGGGAUGUUCCUGAAUGCGUAUCUGGAGAAAGUGUUCUACUGAAGCAGAAGCAGAAAGCAAGCCCAGCCCCCGCCCCUCCCCAUUCCCAGGGCCCACCCGGAUGUGGUUGAAGGCUCAGUGGUCACGGCCAGACAGGGAACAGAACUUCCAUUCUCCCACUACUCCGCUCAGCACCCACAGCUGCUCUGACCCCACAAAUGAUGCGCCCACUCUGGACAGGAGCCUCUCCUCUCUUAUUUCGUUUAUUUUCACAGCAACUCCAGCCAGGAGGUGGCCUCAGCAGAAUUCAUAUGGGGCCCAAAUUCCCGCUGACAUCUCCUUUACCAGCACUCCCUUUUGCCAAGCCCACAAUCACCACAUCCUCUUUUCCCAGGAGAAAGAGAAGCCCAAAAUAUCAUGUUUGUCUAGAGGUCAAUGAAUAAGUCUUUCAUAGAUUUCACCAGCUGGCUGGGUAUGGCAUAGAAUUCCCACGGUCUGUAGCUUCAGGGAUUCCCUUGCCAAUUCUCUUAGGAAGGUGGUCUCAUUGGUGUGUGUUUGAGCAUGGAAGUCCUGUGUCUGUGCUCUGCUUUCUUUCCCCUUGAGGGUCUCUCAAAGGCUCAGGAGAGUGCCAUCUGUCCUGGCGACCACCCUCUUCCAAAUGAGUCCACCUGUCCUUCUGCUCUCCCAUAGGCCGACCUCCAGCAUGUGCAUUUCAGGGGACAUUCAGGGAGUGGGGCUCUCCUUGCCUUCUUUUAAAUAAAGACCAAGACUUGGUUUACUCUCUGCUCCCUCCUCUUCAUCUCUAAGGGAAUUCUUUGGGAACAAGGAGGCUCACAGAUUAGCUGGCUUCCCUCCUUGAGGUAACAGGUCUUGAAGUUGCCUGGAAAAUGCUCUCCAUAUUCCUUUAUAAACCUAGUUUGCCUCUGACCUACCACUCUUUGUGGCCACUCUUUCAUGGAGUAUUCAUUGAACAUCUACUGUGUGACAAGUCCUUUGGGGAAUUAAAGAAACCUAAGACAGGUUCCUGCCAUCAAGAAAUUUAUACUUAGGGAGGCAAGACGAAGAUGCAUAAGACUUUAAUAAUAGAAGGGAGAAUAUGAUGAAUGACAUAUUGAUAAGGACCUGUCAAACCUGCCUGGACAGAAGCUUCUCAGGGGCAGUGGCUCAGCCAGAAGGCCCAGGUCUGUGGCCUCAGGAGCAGGAAAAGCUCUGAAGCAGGACUGGUUACAUAAUUUUCAGGGCCCAGCACAAGAUGAAAAUUCAGGGCCUCUUAGUCAAAAAUUAUUAGGAAUUUCAAGAAGGUGACAGCAAAGCCUUAACCCAGGAGUGGGGCCUUCUGAGCAGUGCAAGGUGCACUCACACGAAGCCUGCCCUGCUCUUAGCGUGUAUUACAAGGAAAGGAAUUCCGGAUUGGUGAUGUACUGGAAAGAAAAGCAGCACAGGUUAAACGCCAAGGCUUUGGAGCUCACUGAGUCCAAAUCAUCUCCCUGGGGAUGAGGAAACAGGCUCAGAGAGGUAAAGGAACUUGUCCAGUGUCACACAGCAAGUUCAGAAAAGCAGUGUCUUCAAAGUUUUCAACCAAAGGUACAUCUCACAGUCUUACAUUUUGGAGAUCUUAUAUUUUAAUUAAAAAAAAAAAACUACGAAUUUUGCAUUCCAUUCCAUUAUGUAAUUAUGUUUUGAAAUGUUAAAUAGUACUUUAUUUCCAGAUCUUUAAAUGACAUUUCUGCUCCAGGAAGGAAUGCCAUGCGGGCCCUGUGGUUUUCUGUCCCGUGUUCCCUCACAUCUAUUGCAGUGGAGGACACACAUGGCACAAUGACUUAAGUCUGGAAUUUUGAGGUUCAGUAGAAUGUCAAUCCUGGAAUGCUGUGGCAACAGAAUGUUCCAGAAAUAGACUUUCUAAUCACCAGAGAAUACAGAUGCCAUUUUUGGUUCAGGCUUUUGAUAAAUAUAAUUUACUCUUCCUUUGAUCUGGGAUCUUUUGAUGCUCGAAGGUCAUCAUUACCAAAAAUUCUCGUCAUAUAGUCCCUUUGCUAUUCAGUGGUGUUUACUGAGCCCAUAAUUUGGGCUCCUUGGGGCAGCUCUGAUAUGGGUCCACUUUUUCUCCCCUUACUCGCCUCCUCCUUGCUACUUCUGCCCAGGUUCCCGGGGGCUGGGCCCCAUCUCAGCAGCACAGCCGGUGCCAGUGGUCUAAGCCUGAGGUAUCACGAGCCAGCUCUGCCCCCUUGUGGCAAACGCUCUAAUCGUCUCAGGAAACGUGCCUUGGAAAAUGGCGCUCUAAGAUUGGACCUCUAAUAGUGGACAAUUACCAGCUGUGUCUAAGAAGAAAUAGGGUAGACACUUAAUUAGCAUUUUCUAGGUUCCAGGGAACCUCAGGGACAGCUUCUGGCUCUGUCUUUUAAGGUGUAUGUAUGAGUUUCAAGUGGGUCACAAAAAAAAAAAAAAAAAAAAAACCGGA
Messenger RNA from Choloepus didactylus (southern two-toed sloth), 4145 nucleotides. RefSeq names its product L-gulonolactone oxidase. The transcript is spliced from 14 exons. Gene Ontology annotation, molecular function: D-arabinono-1,4-lactone oxidase activity; FAD binding. The record is from RefSeq and is a predicted model, not a curated record. Gene Ontology annotation, cellular component: membrane. NCBI's taxonomy places the organism in Eukaryota, Metazoa, Chordata, Mammalia, Pilosa, Megalonychidae. Bases 173 to 1750 code for a protein of 525 amino acids.